Molecule: messenger RNA, 2471 nt
Organism: Seriola dumerili (greater amberjack)
Lineage: Eukaryota; Metazoa; Chordata; Actinopteri; Carangiformes; Carangidae
Product: adhesion G-protein coupled receptor G2-like
Exons: 12
Coding region: 218-1636 (472 amino acids)
Biological process (GO): adenylate cyclase-activating G protein-coupled receptor signaling pathway; cell surface receptor signaling pathway
Cellular component (GO): membrane
Molecular function (GO): G protein-coupled receptor activity
Source: RefSeq, a predicted model, not a curated record
UUGUGGACAUGGUUCAUCCUACAGUGGACAAGCUUGCGAUGGUUUGGCAGAAACAAACUACAAGUUCACUUUUGAAGCUAAUGACCAUACUGACAGGAAAAAGGUGUCAUGUGUGUCAUGUAAGCCACCAGGAACAAAGCCAAGCAUUUCUUUGACUCUCUCGUCCGUGCCGACCAAUGCUGAUGGUAGUGUCAGCCUAGAGAACGCAGUAAAUAUAAUGAAUAAUCUCUCCUCCGUGGUGGAUAUGAUGGGAGCCGCCAGCACAGUUGCUGUCAGUCUGGGUGCUAUUAAAGGGAUUCUUGUUAAACUCGCCAACAAAAAUGACACGGGCAUCAAUCUUGGUAUUCAGACAAGUGGUGAUAUAACUAUUCUUGAGAACGACACUGAUUUUUUGUCGCACUUCUCUCGAUCAGUGCACAUCCCAAAAGAAGCAUUCUCCCAGGCAUUAGAAAGAAAUGGUUCAUUUGCUGGAGUUCUGCUUUUUCCAAAAAUGUAUCAGGAUGACCCCAACAGUGUCUUCGUCAACAAUGAAGUAGUGGGAAUUGAAAUGGGAGCUGACAUAUCCAAUCUCUCACGUAAUAUAGAGAUUCAUUACAGGAAUGUGGACAAGAAUGGAAGGAUUGCUUCUUGUAGGUCGUGGAAUGGCAAAGAAAAAACACAGACCUGGAUCACAGAUGGCUGUGAAACAAGGGAGACCAAUGGCAACAUCACAUGUCAUUGCUCUCAUCUAACAUUUUUUGCCAUACUGAUGUCGCCUCCACCUGGAAACAUAAGCACUUCAGAUUUCAAGUCUCUGACCUACAUCACAUCGAUCGGCUGUGGCCUGUCAAUGUUUUUCUUGGCGGUGGCUCUCUUCAUGCAUUGUCUUAUCAGAAAAGGGAAAGCGAGCCAAGCAACUAAGAUCCUGAUGAACCUCUUUGUCGCCAUGUUCAACCUGAACUUGUCCUUCCUGGUGAAUGAGAGCAUUGCCAACCUUGGGAACUACAGCGCAUGUAUGGCGAUGGCAGCAAUUAUGCACUUAGCCAUGCUGGCUACUUUUAGCUGGUUUUUCAUUGAGGCUCUGCACUUGUACUUGAAUCUAUGGAAACGCCCUAUUCAAAUCAAGCAUUACAUGAUGAAGAUUUGCAUCACCGGAUGGGUCAUACCAGCUGUAGUGGUGAUCGCUCUGCUCGCCACGGGGAAAUAUGAUUACUUGAUCAUUUACACCGAUGAUGGGAAUCCAGCAAAAAUGUGCUGGAUUUCUGAUGCCGUUGUUCACCAAGGGGUAAAUAUAGGUUAUUAUGCUGUAGUGUUCAUCUUCACCUUUAUCAUAUUCAUUUUAACUGUGCGGCAGAUUAAUCUGUUUAAGCAGGCAGUAGACAAUGCUCAGAGCAACAGCUCCAUCAGGACAAACACUUUCUCCAUUCUGGGCCUGUUCCUCCUGCUCGGCAUCACCUGGGCCUUUGCUUUCUUCAGCUAUGGACCUAUGCUAAUUGCCUCCUACUACAUCUUCACCCUCCUCAACUCCUUUCAGGGUUUCUUCCUCUUCAUCUACUAUUACAAUUCCAGCAAGAAUGUUGGAGAGGACAAAAAAGAAUCAGCCAGCAGUACCAGCUCAGCUGCACCACACACACUUACAACAUUUACUUCUCAAUAGGGCAUUUUACAUUGUACAUGCUUUUUAAAAAACAGGGACAGAAAUCAUUCUGUGCCUGAGACUGAUUUGACACAAGAGGGCAGCAUUUAAUUUCUUAUAGUUGUAUGUAAGUAGAGUCCCUUUUAAAUGAAGCGCUGGUAAGUUGUUUCUCACUGUUCCUGACUCUCCUCUUCAUGAAAAGCUGCGUUUGACUGAAUGACUAGCCUGAGCUGAAAUUGGAUUACAUUCAUUGAGAAAAAAUACUGAAAUUAGUCUAGUAGUACUGACAGAGGAGAUGGAAUGGUCUCCUGGAAGUCAUUUGUGCUGAUGACUCAAGCCCAGUCUCCCCCACUGUGAAACUUGCAGAGAAGGUUGUGAUUCACUCACGAUAUAUCACAGUCCUCUUAAAUCAAAGCUUUAGUCAUCAUAUGCUGGAAUGCAGAGCCUAAUUGUUUAGGAAGAUAAACAUAAGCCCGUUAUGACUGAUGUGGUUGUCAUAAGGAAUGAAGAUGGCGAAACAGAGAAGAAUAUAAGGUGAAGGGAAGUCUUGUCCCUCACAUACUGUGCGGUGCUGGGGGCCGAGCUAGCCAGCUCGCACUUUGCGUGCCUGCAGAUAAUUACCUUGUGCCUACAGAGAGCAGUAUCCACCAUGCGGGGAGCCUUAACUAGCUGACAAGAAAUGAGCUCAUGACUACAGAUAGUGAUAAGAAGCCUGGGGUUAUGCCACUAUGUUGAAACUGUUCUCUGAAAUAUGACUGUAUAAAACCAGCAUUUAUUGCAUUUAAUAAGUUUGGUGUAUCUUGGGCAAGCGGUAUAAUAGUGUGUUUUUUUGUGUUUUUAUCCAGUGAAGUGUGUA